AUGUCUUUAAAUAUAUUCUCGCUGCUAAACACAGGAAAUGACCUGGGUUGUAAUUUUUUGGCUACUGUUAUCGAUAAUUCCAGAGAUAUUAAUCUUAAGACAGAUGAUUUGGAGUUGAUCAAAGAGAAUGAUGAUAAACCAACUUGGGAUGUCAAUGUUGGUUUGUCUGACAAGUUUAACAAGAAUCUUGCAAGUGAUUUGAUGCUUUACAUUUGUUGUCAACCUGUAGCAGCCAUGGUAUCACCAAAAGAGCUAUGUGGUAUAAUUGUAAACAGCUAUUACAAUCGCUUGACUGCUAGUAAGCUUACUGAAGAAGACAGACAGACAAACACUACCUCAAACAGAAGAGGAAAUAGAAAGACUGCUCUUAAUAAAAGGAGAAAAAAAAUGUACACAAAGCAUAAGGAUGCCAUUACUGAAAAGUUUAAUUGGGAUUAUAAUGGCGUUUUUUACAGAGAUGCAAUGUCUGGUGAUGAGACAGAAACCGAUACUUCUGUUGUUGCAUCUCGUCCUGGUUGGCGUAGUGAUGAGUUGAAUACCGUGUUUGACUUUCUUGAUGAGCUCGCCAGAGAUGACUUGGGAAAAAGAGCAACGCAGUUGAAGUUGCGGAGUCAUGUGUUAGUACACGAGACAAUUCCUCGUGGCUUGGUCACAAAAAUGCCUACGUGGUCAAAACGCAUAUAA
Molecule: messenger RNA, 684 nt
Organism: Phycomyces blakesleeanus NRRL 1555(-)
Lineage: Eukaryota; Fungi; Mucoromycota; Mucoromycetes; Mucorales; Phycomycetaceae
Exons: 4
Coding region: 1-684 (227 amino acids)
Source: RefSeq, a predicted model, not a curated record